GUCGUUAGGUCUCGUUCGUUCGUUCAAGUGCCGGCCAUCCACAUGCACACUCAUGCGUCAUCCACUCCACAAUGCAGCGAGCAAGCCAGCCGUUCAAUCCACACACACGCACACACACACAUACACACACACACACAGAGCCACUCAGAUGUCCUUCAGGCUCCAUUCCAACACACACACGCACCAGAGGGAGGGUCGCAAAAAUCGUGUGUCGAGGCGCGCUACUGUCUCUCUGUCUGUCUGUCUGUCUGUCUGUCUGUGAGAGAGAGGGACAGAGAGAGACAGAGAGUCGGGAAAGGAAGACAACAAAAAACGGCAGCAGUCCAUCACACAAACAGAAUCCCACAAAUCCUCCAUCCAUCCAGCAAUUCCAGGCAUUGCUUACUCUCACAGCCAUUCCCCCGCCCAGCCAGCCAUGUCGUAUGGAUGGAUAGAUGGAUGUGCGGUCGUUGGCUACUUCGAUUGUGUCACGGCGUCGUUGUGUUGGUGUGUUAGUGUAGCUAUGUGCGUGGUGGGUUAGUCACUUAGUUGCGUCGGGCGCGCUUGGCGCAGUGGCCGUCGGGCGGCUUGGCGGGGCCGGGGCCGGCCGGGCCGGGCGCCUUCUUGGCGGGUGCCUUGGCCUUCUUGAUGGACUCGUGGGGGAUGCCGAACAGCAGCACGUGGUCGUUGUUCCUGCACACACACAUCACAAAGCCGCCGACACUCAUGGGGGGGCCGCCGACCCACAUGAGACAUCUCAUGCGUGUGUGCACUGUGUUGUGUUGUGUUGUGUUGUGUUGUGUUGUGUUGUGCACUUGGUGAAGCCCAUGCCCAUGUGCGUCCAGCCGUCCGACAUCUGGAGACCGAUGCGAAAACGCCACUCCUGCACACACAUACAUGCAAGCGACACAUCAUAACGCCACCAUUGCAGAUGAACAUAACAUAAAACAGCUAGCCCCAGUGCAUCUCCCCCGUGGACGUGGUGCAUGGCCAUGCAGGCCCUACAUACCGCCUUCCUACGUACCGCCUCGGUGAGGAUGACAGGACCGCCAUUGCUGCUGGUAUCGAUGCCACUGGCAGCCUUCUCACGCAGAAUCUCCUUCAACACCUUGUAGCCCUACGCAUGCACACAGCACAGCCCUCAUGAUGCAAUCAAUGCAUGGUCGGAAGAGAUGGAUUAGUUUGUGAGUGCUCACGGGUUUGUGGAGCUCCACAAGACGCCACUCGCCCCAAUCGUCAGCCAUGCGCUCGCCAUACGAGGCGACAAGAGCACCCACCUGCCGCACUUUCUCGUUGGGCAUGACGCAGCCGCUCCG
This is a messenger RNA of Vitrella brassicaformis, 1295 nucleotides long. Lineage: Eukaryota; Vitrellaceae. The record is from the annotation of a GenBank genome assembly.